Messenger RNA from Aspergillus heteromorphus CBS 117.55, 676 nucleotides. RefSeq lists its product as uncharacterized. The coding region runs from base 123 to 566 and encodes 147 amino acids. The transcript has a single exon. Lineage: Eukaryota; Fungi; Ascomycota; Eurotiomycetes; Eurotiales; Aspergillaceae. The record is from RefSeq and is a predicted model, not a curated record.
CGUCGAGGGGGCUUAUUUUGGAAGGCCAAGUUGUGUCUUACUUGGACAUGAGUUCAGCUAACACACUAACCGUCGAUAGUCCCAGUCGUGGUGCGGUGAGACAUGACUCUGAUUACCCCUGAAUGCAACAGCACUUGGAGUGGGCGAGUAUAAGAGGCCACUAUUUUACGUACGGGAAUAGAAGUCUUGGUCGGGGCUUCUGGAAGAAUCGGACGGACAUUACUGGUCCCUGUCGCAGCCCUGCGCCUCGUCGCCUCCAGACGGCCAUCGUCCGCCCUACGGGAGGGGAAGAUAUUUCCAGGACGGCACGUCCGUGGAAUGUGUCAAACCUUGACUUAACGAUCACAGCAUUCUUGCUCCUCAUUGACGGGCACACAUUCCUGGAAGUUUGCAGACAUUCUGGAACACAAGGUUCUGGAGCGUUUGUUUCUUCUUCCUUCGAGGGAGGGAGAGAGGUGGUCGGUCGACUCCAACAGCGCCACCGCCAUCAUCGCAGUUCCACCAGUCCACCAAGUCCACCAGCCCAACCAGCCACACCAUGGUACAUCAGAUUGGCAUCGCAGUAAAAUCCAGCAGCAGCAACACGUAGCCAGACUGAGCCCUUUAUAUAGUUAGUCAAUCAAUCCAUCCACUUAUCUAAUCACUCCAUCUCGCAACGCCCAAGGGACAGGGGGGA